Rattus rattus (black rat) is the source of this 5187-nucleotide messenger RNA. It is a transcript of the gene Myt1, whose product is annotated as myelin transcription factor 1. The record is from RefSeq and is a predicted model, not a curated record. Gene Ontology annotation, biological process: regulation of transcription by RNA polymerase II. The coding region runs from base 98 to 3466 and encodes 1122 amino acids. Gene Ontology annotation, cellular component: nucleus. Gene Ontology annotation, molecular function: zinc ion binding; DNA-binding transcription factor activity, RNA polymerase II-specific; RNA polymerase II cis-regulatory region sequence-specific DNA binding. NCBI's taxonomy places the organism in Eukaryota, Metazoa, Chordata, Mammalia, Rodentia, Muridae. The transcript has 22 exons.
UGAGUUCCGGGGCAAACUUCUGACCCAGAGGUGGACACAGGAAGACAAGACCAGUAGCUGCAGAACUGAGAGACAUUUCCUGUGUAGAUACAACAAGAUGAGCUCAGAAAGUGAUGACAAGCGAGCCCGCACACGGUCCAAGACCCUCCGAGGACCCCCAGAGACCACAGGUGCAGACCUCAGUUGUCCUACCCCAGGAUGUACUGGUUCAGGACAUGUGCGGGGCAAGUACUCCAGACAUCGAAGCUUACAGAGUUGCCCUCUGGCCAAGAAGAGAAAACUGGAGGAUGCUGAGACUGAGCACCUGGUGUCCAAGAGGAAGUCACACCCUCUGAGGCUGGCUCUGGAUGAGGGCUACCGCAUGGACAGUGAUGGCAGCGAGGAUGCCGAAGUGAAGGACGCCUCUGUUUCAGAUGAAUCAGAAGAACCCCUGGAGGAGGCUGAGGCUGAGAUGUCAGGACAGGAGGAGAUUCAUCACCCACAGACAGCUGAAGGAAAAAGCCUGAUCAAGCCCCAUUUUGGCUCCAACCCCACAAGCAGCCCUUCUGGCUUCUCCAAGGGCAGCUACAGUAGCUAUCAGGGCAUCAUUGCAACUUCCCUCCUAAAUCUGGGCCAAAUUGCUGGAGAGACCCUUGUGCAGGAGGAUUCAGUCUCAGUAACUAAGUUGGGCCCCACUGUUGUUCAUCAGCUUCAGGAUGAGGCUGCAAUGGGGGCCAACAGUGAUGAGGGUGAAAAGGACCUCUUUAUACAGCCAGAAGAUGUGGAGGAGGUCAUUGAAGUCACCAGUGAACGCUCCCAGGAGCCAUGCCCUCAGUCUAUGAAGGAUAUGGUUAAUGAAGAGUCAAGCAAACAGAAAGGUGUCCUAGGUCAUGAGGAGGAGGAAGAGGAAGAGGAAGAAGAGGAGGAGGAGGAAGAGGAGGGAGAGGAAGGAGAGGAAGAAGAGGAAGAGGAGGAUGAAGAAGAAGAUGAGGAAGAUGAGGAGGAAGAUGAGGAGGAGGAGGAAGCAGCUCCAAAUGUCCUCUUUGGGGACGACACCACCCACACCUCUGUCCAGAAGGCUUCUUCUGAGUUCCGAGGCCCAGAGCUAUCCAGUCCUAAACCUGAGUACUCAGUCAUCGUGGAGGUCCGUUCUGAUGACGACAAGGAUGAGGAUUCACACUCCCAGAAGUCAGCAGUCACAGAUGAAUCAGAAAUGUAUGACAUGAUGACCCGUGGGAAUCUGGGCCUUCUGGAGCAGGCCAUUGCCCUAAAGGCUGAGCAGGUGCGAGCGGUCUGUGAGUCUGGCUGCCCACCUACUGAGCAGGGCCAUCUGGGCCCAGGAGAGCCAGGGAAAAUGGCGAAGCCCUUGGAUGUGGUGAGGAAGAGCUGCUACAACAAAGAUCCUUCCAGGGUGGAGAAGCGUGAAAUCAAGUGUCCGACACCUGGCUGUGAUGGCACUGGGCAUGUUACUGGGUUGUACCCUCAUCACCGCAGCCUGUCUGGCUGUCCCCACAAGGAUAGAAUUCCUCCAGAGAUCUUGGCCAUGCAUGAAAAUGUGCUGAAGUGCCCCACUCCCGGCUGCACGGGCCAAGGCCAUGUGAACAGCAACCGCAAUACCCACAGAAGUUUGUCUGGAUGUCCCAUUGCUGCUGCUGAAAAAUUAGCCAAAUCUCAUGAGAAGCAGCAGUUGCAGACAGGAGAUCCUCCCAAAAAUAACUCCAAUUCAGAUCGGAUCCUCAGGCCCAUGUGUUUUGUGAAGCAGCUCGAGGUUCCUCCUUAUGGGAGCUACCGACCCAAUGUGGCUCCCACCACACCCAGGGCCAACUUGGCCAAGGAGCUGGAGAAGUUCUCCAAAGUCACCUUUGACUACGCAAGUUUUGAUGCUCAGGUUUUUGGCAAACGUAUGCUUGCCCCAAAGAUUCAGACCAGCGAAACCUCACCCAAAGCCUUCCAAUGCUUCGAUUACUCUCAUGACGCUGAGGCUGCACACAUGGCUGCCACAGCCAUCCUGAACCUCUCCACUCGGUGUUGGGAGAUGCCAGAGAACCUCAGCACAAAGCCACAGGACCUCCCCAGCAAGACUGUGGACAUUGAGGUAGAUGAGAACGGAACUCUGGACCUGAGCAUGCACAAGCACCGAAAGCGAGAAAACACUUUUCCCAGCAGCAGCAGCUGCAGUAGCAGCCCUGGUGUCAAGUCUCCUGAUGUCUCUCAGCGUCAGAGCAGUACCAGCGCCCCCAGCAGCUCUAUGACCUCACCCCAGUCCAGCCAGGCCUCUCGCCAGGAUGAGUGGGACCGUCCUCUAGACUACACCAAACCUAGCCGACUCCGAGAGGAAGAGCCUGAGGAGUCGGAGCCAGCAGCACACUCUUUUGCUUCUUCUGAAGCAGAUGAUCAGGAGGUAUCAGAAGAGAACUUUGAAGAGCGAAAGUACCCAGGGGAAGUCACCCUAACCAACUUUAAGCUGAAGUUUCUUUCCAAGGACAUAAAGAAGGAGCUUCUCACCUGUCCCACCCCCGGCUGUGACGGUAGUGGCCAUAUCACCGGGAACUAUGCCUCCCAUCGCAGCCUCUCUGGUUGCCCUCUUGCUGACAAGAGCCUCAGAAACCUCAUGGCUGCCCACUCUGCUGACCUCAAGUGCCCCACACCUGGCUGUGAUGGCUCUGGCCACAUAACAGGGAACUAUGCUUCACACCGGAGUUUGUCAGGCUGCCCACGUGCCAAGAAGAGUGGACUCAAGGUGGCGCCUACCAAGGAUGACAAGGAGGACCCCGAGUUGAUGAAGUGCCCAGUUCCAGGAUGUGUGGGGCUCGGCCACAUCAGCGGCAAAUAUGCCUCUCACAGGAGUGCUUCUGGCUGCCCCUUGGCUGCUCGGAGGCAGAAAGAGGGAGCUCUCAAUGGUUCAUCUUUCUCAUGGAAGUCGCUGAAGAAUGAGGGCCCUACUUGCCCCACCCCAGGUUGCGACGGCUCUGGCCAUGCCAAUGGCAGUUUCCUCACUCACCGAAGUUUGUCCGGCUGUCCCAGAGCAACCUUUGCUGGAAAGAAAGGAAAACUCUCAGGGGAUGAGAUUCUCAACCCAAAGUUCAAGACAAGUGAUGUGCUAGAGAAUGACGAGGAGAUCAAGCAGCUAAAUCAGGAGAUACGAGACUUGAAUGAGUCCAACUUGGAAAUGGAGGCUGCCAUGGUGCAGCUGCAGUCUCAGAUCUCUUCCAUGGAGAAGAACCUGAAGAACAUCGAGGAGGAGAACAAGCUCAUUGAGGAGCAGAAUGAGGCCCUGUUUCUGGAAUUGUCUGGGCUUAGCCAGGCCCUCAUCCAAAGUCUUGCCAAUAUUCGCCUUCCACACCUGGAGCCAAUAUGUGAACAGAAUUUUGACGCCUAUGUGAACACCCUCACUGACAUGUACUCCAAUCAGGACUGCUACCAGAAUCCGGAGAACAAAGGCCUUCUGGAAACGAUCAAGCAAGCUGUGAGGGGCAUUCAGGUCUAGGCUGCACUGCACACAGGAGUCUCUGCUUGCUCCUCACAGUGAGGACCCUGACUUAUAGCCACUUCUAAUUGGAAGCCUGGGUGCAGCCUUGGGCAGCUUACCCAAAGGGGAGCCUGGAAAUCAGUGUCUCCUAUGAUGUCCCAUUAGGCCUAGGCAUGGAAGACCUCUCUAUGUGAGUGCCUGGGGACACUGAAGUAUUACAAAGCGAUUUAUUUUUGUUUUUUGUUUUGUUUUGUUUUAAAGAAGUCUGAAGAGCAGCUCAAAGUCUCCGGUGGAAACUCAUGGACAAGGUUCUCAGGGAAGUUUUGGAGUUUGCAGCCACAGUAUUCCAUUGUUUGUCAAGGUUGGGAGGGCAUCCAUGGACUUGAUGGGUGUUAGUCUCAGCAGGAGGGCACGCCUAGGUUUCUGGCUAUGCUCACUGAGGCCCACGUGGCAAGUAUGUUUUGUGUUUUCAUUUAAUUCAAUUUUGUGUUAAAGGUGCACAAUACUUUGCUUCAGAGGUGAAUCUAGGAACAGGCUUCCCAGAUGGCAGUCUACACAGUUGAUGAGCAUCAUAGAAAGCCAGCUGAAGGUUUUUUUUAUUCAGUUGGAGGCCCUGAAAAAUCAGCCACUUAUUUGGGCAGCAGAUGCCUUUAGGCUGUGCAGACCUGCUUUCUCCGGGCUCCAGUCUUUAACCCCUGGCCUGGGCUCUAAGUCCAAGACCACUGGGCCAAACCUCUGGUUCCUGUACCUCUAUCCGGGUGCUGGACCCAUCAUUGUGUCUUUUCCUGUGUAGGUUUGCUCCUUGUAUCCAAGGUGACCACGGUGGGGACGGUGAGACCAGAGGUAAAUUGUUACGGGAGACCACCAAGAUUUCACUUCUUUAUAGGUUCAUUUAAGAUGUGAAAAGGAUAAAUUUUAAUUUAAUGUGUUAAAAACACAAUGUUCUUACUGUGUAAAUAGAGUCCAAGUCAAUUGUGACUGCAAUUCCAAAUUAGUAUUUAAAAGUAGAGAAAUUGCACUUCCUGAAAGACACUGAAAGUAGUUAGUUUAUUCUGUAAAGUAUUUAAUUUUGUCAUGAUAUAAGUAUUUAUAUUCUUACCCUCUUAUGUUAAUGUUUGCUAUUUAUUAUUUUUAUUUAUUUAUUUUAUACUAUUUCAACUAGACUACACACUAGGGCACCAUAAGAGUUAAAUAAGUUAAAUUGAAACAAAAAACAUUUAUUUGACUAUAAGAUAGGCCACGAAGAAUUGAUAUAACCUCUAGUUAUAAUUUUGAUGCAACCGAGUUAUUUUUUAUAUAUUUUGUUAUUUAUUCUUUUAAUAAUGGAAUUUUUUAAAAAAGUAUUUUGUAACUGAGGAAUUUUGAUAAUUUGGGUUUUUCUUCCCAUUGGUCCACCAGAGAGAAAGGUGUUUGGUUUUCUUUUUCCCAUUGGGUUCCUUUUGUCAGGCCAAUAACAGCAAAUGGAAUUCUGUAUUUAUUAUUAUUUAAGUGUAGUGCAGAUGUGUGUGCUCUGGUGUUUCUUGUGUUGCAUUUGUGGAGGUUCUUAUGGAUGAUUCAUGUUGCUGUGAGGGAGUGCUGGCCAAGGUCAGUUCUAGGCAAUGGACUCACUGGCCAACCUGCCCAGGAUCUUGAUACCCCAAUACUGUGACCCUCCUUCCUCAGGAAACACGUUGGACCCACAGUACCUCGUGGUGUGUUUGGAGGGUGAUUUCUAAUAAAAGUCUCACUGUGCAUAGGUG